Pipra filicauda (Wire-tailed manakin) is the source of this 1556-nucleotide messenger RNA. It is a transcript of the gene CASP6, whose product is annotated as caspase 6. Lineage: Eukaryota; Metazoa; Chordata; Aves; Passeriformes; Pipridae. The transcript has 8 exons. The coding region runs from base 67 to 972 and encodes 301 amino acids. Gene Ontology annotation, cellular component: cytoplasm. Gene Ontology annotation, biological process: apoptotic process; proteolysis. The record is from RefSeq and is a predicted model, not a curated record.
GGAAGGACACGGCUCGGCUCGGCUCGGCUCGGCUCGGCUCCAGCAGCAGUUCCUUUGUCUGCGGUCAUGUCGGGGCCGGAGCGGCCGGCAGGCCACGUCCAGUUGGAUAGCAGACCUAUAUUAUCUACUACAGAUGGAAAUCAGAACAUCACAGAAGUAGAUGCGUUCGAUACAAGGCAAACACAUGAUCCUGCAGUGCAGUACAAAAUGAACCAUCAAAGAAGAGGAAUUGCAUUAAUCUUCAAUCAUGAACACUUUUUUUGGCAUUUAAAAAUGCCAGACAGACGUGGGACUUUGGCAGACAGAAACAAUCUGAAACGCAGUUUGACAGACCUUGGAUUUGAAGUCAGAGUUUUUGAUGAUCUGAAAGCAGAAGGCGUGCUGCAGGAAAUUUAUGAAGCCUCUCUGGAUGACCACAGUAAUGCUGACUGCUUUGUUUGUGUGUUCCUGAGUCAUGGCGAGAAUGAUCAUGUUUACGCAUAUGAUGCCAAAAUCAAAAUUGAGACAAUCACAGACAUGUUCAGAGGAGACAAGUGCCGGAGUCUAGUAGGAAAACCAAAGAUAUUUAUCAUUCAGGCAUGUCGAGGUGAUAAACAUGAUGAUCCAGUUAUUGCUCAUGAUUCAACAGACAGUAGCAACGAAUCCACUGUCAAUGAGACUGAAGUGGAUGCAGCUGGUGUCUAUACUCUGCCCGCUGGUGCAGACUUUAUCAUGUGCUACUCUGUAGCGCAGGGCUACUAUUCUCAUCGUGAGACUGUAAAUGGCUCCUGGUACAUUCAAGAUCUGUGUGAAACGCUUCGGAAGCACGGGUCUUCCUUGGAGUUCACAGAGCUUCUUACUGUCGUUAACAGGAAAGUAUCUUACCGCAAAGUGGAUGUGUGCAGAGACAGUAAUGCUAUAGGAAAAAAACAGAUUCCUUGUUUUGCCUCAAUGUUAACUAAAAAAUUGUAUUUUCAUCCAAAAGCUAAGUAGAUUGUUAUUUAACAACGAUGACCAUUAACUACUACUUGCUGCAGAAAUGAAAACACCAUCUUAGUUCAGGAAACUAAUACUCUACAAGAUUGUUCGCAAAAUCACUGGAAUCAAACAUUAUAGUUUGUAUACAUAAUAGAUUCUAAAAUCUUAAAGCAAUUUUAAAGCUAGUAUUACAGCUCAGGGAAUUUGGGAAAAGCUGACUGGUCCAAAACUCUAUAGAAGGUGCUCAGAUUUUAUUGAAAUUGGUAUCUAGAUUACUUUUUUGUAAAAAGCCUUUUGCUUAAUUGCCAUCUAACUAUGGCACAUUUUACUACUUCCAAAACAUUUCUAAUGUUGCAUUAGAUUAACUUAUCUUGCUUCAAGAGCACACUUUAUAGGGAAUAAGUUUGUAGGGUAUCUUUUUAGAUUUGUGGAAGCAGCAUCCACGUUGCAAUUUUUGUGGCUUUAUUGAGCUUUUUGGACAUUUUUUAAUUAUUUUCUCUCAGCACUAAAAAGGAAUUUAAUUCCUUGAGUACAGUUGUAGCAUUAACAUACGGUUAAUUAAAUAGGGUUAAUUAAUAAAGGGUUUCUUUUUACUUGAA